AUGCUUCGUCAAACUACAGACUUUCUCGUCCGCACUAUCGGCCUGGUGCUGAUUUCAAGCGCGUACUUUUGGCAGUUCAACGCACUCACAGUCAUCGACCUCUUCGGUAUCGCCAAUCCCAAUGUCGACAAGGCGGCGCUAGGCCCUGCGAUUGGCUGCAGAAAUGCGGCGGCUGGUAUUAUGCUUCUUGUGCUCAGUCUUCAAGGACACCGCCAGCUUGCCGGAGUCUUCCUCUUUGUUUGGGUGACUCUUGUUGGCCCUGAGGAUAUCUUCCUUUGCAUCAAGGACGAUACUAGUUGGACGACCCAUGCGGUGAACUUGGGGAUUGGUUGGACCUUAUCGGUGCUUUCGUGGUACACUUGA
This is a messenger RNA of Penicillium brasilianum, 363 nucleotides long. The record is from the annotation of a GenBank genome assembly. Lineage: Eukaryota; Fungi; Ascomycota; Eurotiomycetes; Eurotiales; Aspergillaceae.